UAGGGAUCAGAUCACCAUUUUUGGUGAGAGCGCCGGGAGUUGGUCGGUGUCCGCACACAUACUCUCCCCGCUAUCCAAAGGCCUAUUCAAGAGGGCUAUUAUGCAAAGCGGGGCCAAUAUUUAUAACAUGGAUAGAGAUGUAAAUAACAAAACCGAGUCCUUUUCUCAGGGGAAAAUGUUAGCAAAACAAUUGAAAUGCAAUGAAACCAAGGAUUGGAUACAAUGUCUGCGAAGAGCGGACGCCAGAGAUUUACUCAAAUAUCCCAUCACUAAGAAUCCAGUCGCCACUUACCCGGUGUUUGGGACAGAGUUUUUGCCCAUUCGUACACAACAAGCUUUUAAAAGAAAAAAAGUUUAAUACAGAUAUUGACUUAAUCGUUGGCAUCACAAAAACCGAGGGCUCACUACUUGUUAGCCGAGUAAUUAAAAACCCGACGCAUAUGACACUCACUGACUUUAACACCGGGGUAAAAUCACUUGAAUCCAUCGGUUAUUACAAUAUAAAUGUGCCAAAAGUGACGGAACAUUAUCUAAAAAGUGUCAACACUACCGAUGCUGUGGCCCUACGGACAGCAUUUGGGGCACUGUUUGGUGACCUAAUACUCGGGUGUCCGACAUAUCUGUUCGCCAAACGGUUCGCACAAACUGACAAAGAGUCGCAAAGGGUUUACUUUUAUGAGUUGUUAUACGCGAGUAAUUCGUUUGCAAAGCAGUUGGGUUGCAAUGUAACGACCAUGGGCAUUUGUCACGGCAUGGAUAUACCAUUUGUGUUUGGUCUGCCACUACUCAAACCCGACGAUUAUAUACCUGAAGAUAUCUAUUACAGUAAUGUUGUUAUGAAAAUGUGGACUAAGUUUGCAAAGGACGGUCACAUGGACGCUGAUUGGCCACAAUUGCUAAACAAUGACCCGAGCGGUGCCCCUAAAGUACACGGUUUAGACCCAACGGACUUACGGCUUGUACUAAAGGAUCCGUUUCACGAAACUUGCGAUGACGUUAUAGGAGUAGUGAGGGGUCGGACACUACAUGUGUUGGACACAAAUGUGGAUCAGUUUGUGGGCAUUCCAUACGCCAAACCCCCGGUCGGCAAACAUAGGUUCGCAAAACCCGAACCCAUUUCUAAACCAUUUCCCGAUAUAAUUGAUGCAAUAAAACCUAAAAAUACAUGCAUACAAGUGGACGGCCCGUUGCCUAUUAUGCCCGACUCACCCUUCAGUGAAGACUGUCUGGUGCUUAACAUAUGGACAACAAAUGUGAAGGAAUUAAAACCAGUAAUGUUUUGGAUAUAUGGAGGGGGACUUACUAUGGGAUCAAUAUUUCAAGUGUGGUAUAAUGGGAGCGCUUUGGCCACAAAGGAUGUGGUGGUUGUGUCCGUCAACUAUAGGUUAGGACCGUUUGGUUUCCUAUACGGGGAUCGGGAGGACGCGCCCGGAAAUGUCGGUUUUUAUGACCAGUUAUUGGCUCUCAAAUGGGUUAGAGAAAACAUCCACUCAUUUGGCGGAGAUAGGGAUCAGAUCACCAUUUUUGGUGAGAGCGCCGGGAGUUGGUCGGUGUCCGCACACAUACUCUCCCCGCUAUCAAAGGGUAUGUUUCAGAGGGCUAUUAUGGAAAGCGGGGCCACAAUGUAUAACAAGGAUAGAAUUGCUUUGAAUAAGACAGAGGCUAUACUACAAUCCAAAGCAAUUGCCAAACAAUUGAAAUGCAAUGAAACCGAGGAUUGGAUACAAUGUCUGCGAAGAGCGGACGCCAGAGAUAUAUUGAAAUAUUCUGUUACUUUUGCCACAUAUCCGGUGUUUGGCACAGAAUUUCUGCCAAUUCCUACCCAACAGGCGUUUAAAGAAAACAAAUUUAACAUGGACAUUGAUUUAAUCGCUGGCAUUACACACAACGAGGGCUCAAUGUUUAUCAAGUUCUUAACCAAAGACCCAACGCAUAUAACGCUCAUUGAAUUUCAAAACGGAGUAAAAGCGCUUGAUGCAUUUGGUUUUCACAAUGUAAAUGUACAGAAAGUGACGGAACAUUACCUGAAAGGUAAAGUGACGGAACAUUACCUGAAAGGUGUCAACACUAGCGAUCCGGCGGCUAUGCGGACGGCUUUAGGUUCAUUAAUAGGCGACAUAACACUCGGUUGUCCGACAUAUCUGUUCGCCAAACGGUUCACACAAACUGUUAAAGAGUCGCAAAGGGUUUACUUUUAUGAACUUUUAUACACUAGUAAGUGGUUCGCCAAACAAGGCGGGUGUGAUGUACUGACCAUGGGCGUUUGUCACGGCAUGGAUAUACCUUUUGUGUUUGGUCUGCCAUUACUAAAUCCAGACGAUUAUAUGCCUGAAGAUAUAUUUUACUCUAAUUUAGUUGUAAAAAUGUGGACUAAAUUCGCAACCGAUGGUCAUAUGGACUCUGAUUCCGGUGUUAACGAUUUGCUACUGGGCUCGCCACGCGGGUUUCAGGUGCCAAAUCUGGGAGUAGUGAGGGGUCGGACACUACAUGUGUUGGACACAAAUGUGGACCAAUUUCUGGGCAUCCCUUACGCCGAACCCCCGGUCGGCAAACUUAGGUUUGCAAAACCUAAUCCAAUUACUAAACCAUUUCCAGAUAUAAUUGACGCGACAAAACCGCAAAACUCAUGUAUGCAACCAGAUUUUUUCAUCAAACCAAACCUCAUUCCGGGCACAGGUAUGAGUGAGGACUGUCUGGUGCUUAACAUAUGGACAAAAAAUACCACAGCAUUAAAGCCAGUGAUGUUUUGGAUAUAUGGAGGGGGACUGGCUGUGGGUUCAAUAUAUCAAUCGUGGUAUAACGGGAGCGCUUUGGCCGCUAAUGAUGUGGUGGUUGUGUCCGUCAACUAUAGAUUAGGAGAGUUGGGCUUUCUAUACGGGGAUCGGGAGGACGCGCCCGGAAAUGUCGGACUCUAUGACCAGUUAUUGGCUCUCAAAUGGGUUAGAGAAAACAUACACUCAUUUGGCGGAGAUAGGGAUCAGAUCACCAUUUUUGGUUGGAGUGCCGGGAGUUGGUCGGUGUCCGCACACAUACUCUCCCCGCUAUCCAAAGGCCUAUUCAAGAGGGCUAUUAUGCAAAGCGGAACCAAAGUGACGGAACAUUACCUGAAAGGUGUCAACACUAGCGAUCCGGCGGCUAUGCGGACGGCUUUAGGUUCAUUAAUAGGCGACAUAACACUCGGUUGUCCGACAUAUCUGUUCGCUAAACGGUUCACACAAACUGUCAAAGAGUAUCAAAGGGUUUACUUUUAUGAACUUUUAUACACUAGUAAGUGGUUCGCUAAACAAGGUGGGUGUGAUGUACUGACCAUGGGCGUUUGUCACGGCAUGGAUAUACCAUUUGUAUUUGGUCUGCCACUACUAAAUCCAGACGAUUAUAUGCCUGAAGAUAUAUUUUACUCUAAUUUAGUUGUAAAAAUGUGGACUAAAUUCGCAACCGAUGGUCAUAUGGACUCUGAUUGGCCACAAUUGCUAAACGAUGACCCGAGCGGUGCGCCCAAAGUCCACGGUUUAGACCCAACGGAUGUCGAUCUAGUACUAAAAGAUCCUAUAGGAGUAGUGAGGGGUCGGACACUACAUGUGUUGGACACAAAUGUGGAUCAAUUUCUCGGUAUUCCUUACGCCGAACCCCCGGUCGGCAAACUUAGGUUUGCAAAACCUAAUCCAAUUAAUAAACCAUUUCCCGAUAUAAUUGACGUGACAAAACCCCAGAACUCAUGUAUGCAGCCAGCUUUUUUUAUCAAACCAAAUCUCAUUCCGGGCACAGGUAUGAGUGAAGACUGUCUGGUGCUUAACAUAUGGACAACAAAUACCACAGCAUUAAAGCCAGUGAUGUUUUGGAUAUACGGCGGCGGACUGGCUGUGGGUUCAAUAUAUCAAUCGUGGUAUAACGGGAGCGCUUUGGCUACUAAUGAUGUGGUGGUUGUGUCCGUCAACUAUAGGUUAGGAGAGUUGGGCUUUCUAUACGGGGAUCGGGAGGACGCGCCCGGAAAUGUCGGACUCUAUGACCAGUUAUUGGCUCUCAAAUGGGUUAGAGAAAACAUACACUCAUUUGGCGGAGAUAGGGAUCAGAUCACCAUUUUUGGUUGGAGUGCCGGGAGUUGGUCGGUGUCCGCACACAUACUCUCCCCGCUAUCCAAAGGCCUAUUCAAGAGGGCUAUUAUGCAAAGCGGAACCGUUUUAUAUAAUAUCGAAAGGGAUAAAAUUUAUAAAACAAAAUCCAUAUUAAAAAGUAAAAAUAUAGCGAAACAAUUGAAAUGCAAUGAAACCGAGGAUUGGAUACAAUGUAUGCGAAGAGCGGACGUUAAGGAUAUAAUCAAAUUUCAGGAUUCGGGUAUUAAUCCGGUGUUUGGGACAGAGUUUCUGCCUAUUCGUACACAACAGGCUUUUAAUGAGAAAAGGCUUAAUACAGAUGUUGAUCUAAUCGCUGGUAUUACACGAAACGAGGGCUCAACGUCUAUGGAUAGGUUUGUUAAAGACCCGGAGCACAUGACAAUCACUGACUUUCAAGCCGGACUAAAGGCCCUGGAUCCAUUUAAUCUUCACAAUAUUAAUGUGACAGAAGUAACAAAUUAUUACCUAAAAGGUGUCAACACUAGUUGUCCGGCGGAAGUGCGCACAGCAUUUGCCGCACUCGUAGGCGAUGUAGACAUGAUAUGUCCGACAUAUCUGUUCGCCAAACGGUUCGCACAAACUGUCAAAGAGUCGCAAAGGGUUUACUUUUACGAGUUGUUGUAUGAAAGCGAGUGGUUUGCUAAACAAAACAAUUGUAGUGCGACCAUGGGUGUUUGCCACUCAAUGGAGAUACCAUUUGUGUUUGGUCUGCCACUACUUGAUCCACACCAUUACAGUCCCGACGAUAUUAAUUACAGUAAUGUUGUGAUGAAAAUGUGGACUACAUUUGCCAAAACAGGUAAUAUGAUCUCUGAUUGGCCGCAACUGUUAAACGAUGAGCCGAUGGGUGCGCCCAAAGUCCACGGAGUAGUGAGGGGUCGGACACUACAUGUGUUGGACACAAAUGUGGAUCAGUUUGUGGGCAUUCCAUACGCCGAACCCCCGGUCGGCAAACAUAGGAGUGAAGACUGUCUGGUGCUUAACAUAUGGACAACAAAUACCACAGCAUUAAAGCCAGUGAUGUUUUGGAUACACGGAGGGGGACUUAAUUUAGGAUCAAUAUUUCAAGAGUGGUACAACGGCACAGCUCUGGCCACCAAUGAUGUGGUGGUUGUGUCCGUCAACUAUAGGUUAGGACCGUUUGGUUUCCUAUACGGGGAUCGGGAGGACGCGCCCGGAAAUGUCGGCUUUUAUGACCAGUUGUUAGGCUUGAAAUGGGUUAGAGAAAACAUUCACUCAUUUGGCGGAGAUAGGGAUCAGAUCACCAUUUUUGGUGAGAGCGCCGGGAGUUGGUCGGUGUCCGCACACAUACUCUCCCCGCUAUCCAAAGGCUUGUUUCAAAGAGCUAUACUGGAAAGCGGGACAAAUAUGUAUAACAAGGACAGGGAUGUGGUCAACAAAACUGAAGCCAUAGCUAAUGGCAAAGCAAUGGCUAAAGGAUUAAAAUGCAAUGAAACCGAGGAUUGGAUUCAAUGUUUGCGAAGAGCGGACCCCAAAGAUAUACUCAAAUAUGAACCCUCAUUAGCAACAUAUCCGGUGUUUGGCACAGAGUUUUUGCCCAUUCGUACGCAACAAGCUUUUAAUGAGAAAAAGUUUAAUACAGGUGUCAACACUAGCGACUCAGUAGCCCUACGGAUAGCAUUCACUGAACUGUUUGGUGAUCUAGUCCUCGGGUGUCCGACAUAUCAUUUUGCCAAACGGUUUACACAAACUGUCAAAGAGUCGCAAAGGGUUUACUUUUACGAGUUGUUGUAUUUAAGUAAUUGGUACGCCCGACAGCUGGGUUGCGAUGUAAUGACCAUGGGCAUUUGUCAUGGCAUGGAUAUACCAUUUGUAUUCGGUCUGCCAUUACUUAAACCGGACGAUUAUAUACCCGAAGACAUAUUUUACGCCAAUUUUGUUGUGAAAAUGUGGACUAAAUUUGCUAAAGACGGUCAUAUGGACGCUGAUUGGCCGCAAUUGCUAAACGAUGACCCGAGCGGUGCGCCUAAAGUGCACGGACUCGACCCCACGGACUUACGGCUAGUACUAAAAGAUCCGAGUAGUGAGGGGUCGGACACUACAUGUGUUGGACACAAAUGUGGAUCAGUUUGUGGGCAUUCCAUACGCCGAACCCCCGGUCGNAGUAUAGGAGUAGUGAGGGGUCGGACACUACAUGUGUUGGACACAAAUGUGGAUCAGUUUGUGGGCAUUCCAUACGCCGAACCCCCGGUCGGCAAACAUAGGUUCGCAAAACCCGAACCCAUUUCUAAACCAUUUCCCAAUAUAAUUGAUGCGACAAAAGCUAAAAACUCAUGUAUGCAAGCGAUCAGUAUUAUGCCUAUACCGGACUCAACCCUCAGUGAGGACUGUCUGGUGCUUAACAUAUGGACAACAAAUACCACAGCAUUAAAGCCAGUGAUGUUUUGGAUACACGGAGGGGGACUUAAUGCGGGAUCAAUUUUUCAAGAGUGGUAUAACGGAAGCGUUUUAGCCACCAAUGAUGUGGUGGUUGUGUCCGUCAACUAUAGGUUAGGACCGUUUGGGUUCCUAUACGGGGAUCGGGAGGACGCGCCCGGAAAUGUCGGCUUUUAUGACCAGUUAUUGGGUCUGAAAUGGGUUAGGGAAAACAUCCAUUCAUUUGGCGGAGAUAGGGAUCAAAUCAUUAUUUUUGGUGAGAGCGCCGGGAGUUGGUCGGUGUCCGCACACAUACUCUCCCCGCUAUCCAAAGGCCUAUUCAAGAGGGCUAUUAUGCAAAGCGGUGCCCAUAUGUAUAACAAAGAAAUGGAUGUAAAUAACAAAACGGAGGCUUUAUCUCAGGGCAAAGAAAUAGCGAAACAAUUGAAAUGCAAUGAAACCGAGGAUUGGAUACAAUGUCUGCGAAGAGCGGACGCCAAAGAUUUACUCAAAUAUCCCAUCACUAAGAAUCCAGUCGCCACUUACCCGGUGUUUGGCACAGAGUUUUUGCCCAUUCAUAUUGACUUAAUCGCUGGCAUCACAAAAACCGAGGGCUCACUGCUUGUUAGCCGAUUCGCACAAACUGUCAAAGAGUCGCAAAGGGUUUACUUUUACGAGUUGUUGUACGCGAGUAAUACCUUCGCGCCGGAGUUAGGUUGCGAUGUAAUGACCAUGGGCAUUUGUCACGGCAUGGAUAUACCAUUUGUAUUCGGUCUGCCACUACUUAAACCCGACGAUUAUAUACCCGAAGACAUAUUUUACGCCAAUUUUGUUGUAAAAAUGUGGACUAAAUUUGCUAAAGACGGUCAUAUGGACGCUGAUUGGCCACAAUUGCUAAACGAUGACCCGAGCGGUGCCCCUAAAGUACACGGUUUAGACCCAACGGACUUACGGCUUGUACUAAAGGACCCGUUUCACAAAACUUGCGAUGACGUGUGGGCUAACUAUUUUCUCUAG
This is a messenger RNA of Medioppia subpectinata, 7505 nucleotides long. The record is from the annotation of a GenBank genome assembly. NCBI's taxonomy places the organism in Eukaryota, Metazoa, Arthropoda, Arachnida, Sarcoptiformes, Oppiidae.